Molecule: messenger RNA, 6880 nt
Organism: Anolis carolinensis (green anole)
Lineage: Eukaryota; Metazoa; Chordata; Lepidosauria; Squamata; Anolidae
Gene: slco5a1
Product: solute carrier organic anion transporter family member 5A1
Exons: 10
Coding region: 685-3294 (869 amino acids)
Biological process (GO): transmembrane transport; sodium-independent organic anion transport
Cellular component (GO): plasma membrane
Molecular function (GO): protein binding
Source: RefSeq, a predicted model, not a curated record
GCGCGCCUGCGCACUAGGCCCGGCCCGGCCUCGCUUCUGGAGAGAGAGGAGCGGGGGGAGGGGGGACGACAGAGAGAGGAGAUGCCGAGGAGAGGCACUCGGGCUCAUCAUCCCCACCAGGAGGGAACCACUCGAAAGCCUCUCUCCUCUCUCUUCCUCCCGGCUUUGUCCUUCCCUCGGGUUCCCCACAGACGACUGCGGGCGAGUUGUAUUGGUAGCUUUGCCAUCCAGAGGCUUUAAAACCUGAGAAAGGGAGAGAGGACGUCCUCUAGACCUAUAUCCCGGAGUCCAAUGAUGCAGGCAGUCAAGGACACUAUCUCAGAGUCUCUGGACUUCAAUAGAAACCCUGGCACUUCUUCAUGACUAAACGUGGAACCACGUGGGAAUGUGUCCGCAGAGGGGGAGCAGCCCAGUUCAAUCUGUUUAUAGCUCAGCUGCUGGCAGGGUAGAACAGUGCUAAGAAGGAUGGAGCCACAAAAGAAUCUGCUAGACACGUGCUCCAAUCCACUGGUGUGACACCCUUGGACUGUCACUGCCCUUAUUCCAGAGUGACUGGAGCUGGUUUUGAUUGUCAGACGGAAAGCUUGCAUGACUCUCGAGAUGAAAAGGCAGUGCUGGUUUUCCAUAAGACCAUGCCUUUGAUUUGGAACCGGUAACUUGCUCUAAAUCAGGUCUACCAGCAGCAUGCUUUUGUCCGGGAUAACAAAGCAACCAAAGCACCAGCGCCAACAGUCUCUUGGUGGACAGCAGCCAGAAAAGCAUGAUGACAGCUUUAGGUCCAAGAGCUUGCCGGUACUUAAUGGGUGUGUUCCACGGAUUAAUACCAUGCAAAGUGCUCUCUUUGCCAACAAAAGGAGCUUCUUGCAGAGUUUCCAAGGGGUCUCUGAAGAGAGGUAUGAUCUUAACCCUGAUAUAUCAGCACACCGGAGCAAUGGUGCUGCCGUCACAACUUCCACCAGAACAAUAUUGUCUUUUACAGCUUCUAGCUUCUCAAGAAUUGGAAGUUUCAUUGAAAGAACAGACUGCAAUAACUCUGCUGGCAUGAGUAAAGGGGCUUCAUCAGCUUCCACGCUGUUAGCAAUCCCAGGCAGAAAAUUCCUUAAUGUAGUACUUGCAGACUCUCGCUUCUUUUUAGUGUGCAUGUGCUUUCUGACGUUCAUCCAGUCCCUCAUGGUGUCUGGUUAUCUCAGCAGUGUUAUCACCACCAUAGAACGGAGGUACAGCCUGAAAAGUUCAGAAUCUGGGCUGCUGGUCAGCUGUUUUGAUAUUGGCAGCCUAGUGGUAGUGGUAUUCAUCAGUUACUUUGGGGGGCGAGGGCGAAGGCCUCUGUGGCUUGCUGUUGGUGGUUUUUUUAUUGCUCUUGGGGCUGCCAUGUUCUCUUUACCUCAUUUCAUCUCUCCACCAUAUCAGAUUCAGGAACUGAACUCUUCUGUGUCUAAUGAUGGCUUGUGCUUGACUAACAAUAACACAGGCAAAGACCAUGUGGAAUCACCUGCCUGUUUCAAAGAUUCAGGUGGAAAUAACCAUUCACUCUAUGUAGCUUUAUUUAUUUGUGCCCAAAUUCUCAUUGGCAUGGGCUCCACACCCAUCUAUACCUUGGGACCAACCUACUUGGAUGACAAUGUCAAGAAAGAAAACUCAUCACUCUACCUAGCUAUAAUGUAUGUAAUGGGAGCUCUUGGUCCUGCAGCAGGAUAUUUAUUAGGAGGAGUUCUUAUUGGAUUUUAUGUGGAUCCUAGAAGUACUGUUUAUAUUGACCAGAGUGACCCUCGCUUCAUUGGUAACUGGUGGAGUGGAUUCCUUCUUUGUGCUAGUGCAAUGCUACUUGUUAUACUCCCCAUGUUUACUUUCCCCAAAAAACUUCCACCUCGACACAAGAAAAAGAAAAAGAAUAUCGCUGAUGAUAUUUCAAAUGAUGAUGAUAUAGUGAAAGAGAAAGCAAACAACAAACAGCAGCUAGAUAAUGAAGUACCUGCUUCAAUGGGAUUUGAAAAGAAUGUUAAAGAACUUCCAAGAGCAGCUGUAAGGAUCUUAAGCAACAUGACAUUCCUUUUUGUGAGUUUGUCAUACACAGCUGAGAGUGCCAUUGUUACUGCUUUUAUUACCUUUAUACCCAAAUUCAUCGAGUCACAGUUUGGCAUUCCAGCUUCCAAUGCCAGCAUCUACACUGGUGUGAUUAUUGUUCCAAGUGCUGGCGUUGGUAUUGUCCUAGGGGGCUACAUUAUAAAAAAACUCAAACUCAGUGCAAGAGAAUCUGCAAAACUGGCAAUGAUCUGCAGUGGUGUGUCUCUUUUGUGCUUUUCAACACUCUUCAUUGUUGGAUGUGAAAGCAUUAAUCUAGGGGGGAUAAAUAUCCCGUAUACUACAGGUCCUACCCUCACAAUGACGCACAGGAAUCUGACUGGCAGCUGUAAUGUCAAUUGCGGCUGUAAAAUCCAUGAAUAUGAACCUGUGUGCGGGUCUGAUGGAAUUACGUAUUUCAAUCCUUGUCUUGCUGGUUGCAUCAGUAGUGGAAAUCAUAGUGCAGGGAUAAGAAAUUAUACAGAAUGUGCCUGUGUCCAAAGUCGACAAGUUAUCACCCCACCAACAGUUGGGCAGCGCAGCCAACUAAGGGUGGUCAUUGUGAAAACCUAUCUCAAUGAGAAUGGUUAUGCUGUGUCGGGAAAGUGCAAUCGAACCUGCAAUACACUCAUCCCAUUCCUUGUAUUCCUCUUUAUAGUUACACUCAUCACAGCUUGUGCUCAGCCAUCAGCAAUCAUAGUAACACUCAGGUCUGUGGAAGAUGGUGAGAGGCCUUUUGCACUUGGAAUGCAGUUUGUUUUAUUAAGAACCCUUGCAUACAUUCCUACUCCGAUUUAUUUUGGAGCUGUUAUUGACACCACCUGCAUGCUGUGGCAACAGGAGUGUGGUGUGCAAGGAUCGUGUUGGGAAUACGAUGUGACAUCCUUCCGUUUUGUCUACUUUGGCCUAGCAGCUGGUCUGAAAUGUGUUGGAUUUCUAUUCAUUUUCCUUGCUUGGUAUUCCAUCAAGUAUAAAGAGGAGAAACUGCAAAGGCAGAUGUGGAGGGAUUCACAUAUCAGCACAGUGAAUGAAGUGGUGGGUAACACUGGAAUGCAACAAAACUAUGCGAGGACUAGAUCUUGUCCUACCUUUAGUUCUCAAGGUGAGCAUGCUGAAGAUACAAGUCUGGCCGUAGGCAUGCAUUCCACAGCACAGACCUAUCCAGGACUCCUUACAGAAACAAUAAAUGCUGCAUUUGAGAAGGCUUCUGAAGAUGCCACUCUUAAGAUAUAAGGGUGUGCCUUUUUUUGGCAACCUCAGUUUUGGUUUGUUGGUCAAUUUUAAGUAUAGGGCCUUUUGAAACACCAGUGCCUUCUUCUUGAUAAAGCAAUCUGGAAUAGAUAACAAACCAUCAGAACUUAAUGUACAGAGCAAUGGCAUAUCUGAGGGCUGGAUACCUCAAAACUACCCAGGUUGAUCUUUCUUACCUUUGGGAAAUGGAGUUUUAAACUAUAUUUGUAAGUACUUUAGCUGCAUCUUUAAGAUCCUCACAUUCAGGCAAAUGUUUAAAAUGGUUAGUGAUCCUAAGACAGAACUGCAUUAUCAUUGAUGAUAAAGCAAUGCAUUCACAACCUUCGGACUGGAGAACAGAUAAAUUACUUCGCAUUCUCUUUCAAAGCACAACUAUAACUCUUCACAGCUAUGCAACUUGAGUUGGAUAACUUUUUGCUCUGGGUAUUUUUCUUCAAAAGUUUAUCACUGAAUUGCAAAAGAGGCCAUUUGAAAUAAUCCAAUGUACUUACGCAAUAUGUUUUCUUUUUAAAGAAUUACUUGAAGUUACAGAGCAGACUUUACCAAAUAAAGUCUCAAUUUCUAAAUCAUAAUAAAGUACUUUUAAUUGUUACUUGUUAGUCUGUCAAUGUAAUUUAAUUUUAGCAUGACAUGAUGUAUUCUCAGUUUAGGAUAUUGCAAAAUUAAAAGCACCAGUUUUAUCAGUAUUUCUUAAAGCAUAACCUUACAUGAAGACCAGUUUAGUACCUGCAUAUUCUGCAGCUAGGAGCUAUUCUACCACUCUGCUAUAGUCACCAAGUUCCCAUUCAAGCUUUCAUAGACUCAACAAAAACAAACAUCUACCUUGUGGCAGUCGGAGAUGAACCUCACAUUAUAUUGAAGCUAUAUGUAUGGCAGCGUCAUAGGUUUUUUAAAAAAAGUUAAGGGAAAUAUGCUCAUGUGAGUGUUGCAUUUUUUAGUGAAAGUUCCAGGCUAACUUUCUCAUUUUGUUCUGUUCAGUUAUCAUAGUUUGUUGAUUAUUUAAGUCCCUUUGUGGAAAUAGAGAAGUUCUAUUACAGCUGAAAAGGUGUGAUUCAGAGACUCCAGAGAGAAACAACAAAGAAUACUUGGGCAUUGUGACAUAGUCAGUCCUCUUUUAGGAGCUUUGCUUACCAGAUUUUUUUUUUGUCCUUUGUGGUUGAUGGUCCAUACAGUUAGCUUUGUGCAUGCAACAACAUUUUGAAACUUUACUUUGCAAAUGAAUCCUUUGUGUUUCUAGACACAAAGUUUUGAAACCAGAGCAAGUUCAGCUUUAACUUCUGUUACAACCUAAGGAGUUGCUGUCAGCUUUUGUGCACCCCUCAAGUUAUUUCGGGGGGGGGGGCAUUAUAACAGAGAGAAAAUGCAGGGGGGAAACGUGUCGUUAUCUUUAUAGUAGAUAAAACGUUUUGAUGGAAAAUUCAUAAUGGAGAAUGGUAAGAACAUUAGGCAUAAGGUCUGUAAUCAUAGCUCAAGGCUACUAUGGCUCAGUGCGUAUAUGUAGAGUUUGCAUUGGUGCUGAUGUAAUACAAAAAGUGGUUCAUGCUGGGAAAGAAGUAUAAAUAAGGAAGUAUUUCUGAAGACACCAAAAAAGGGAGAAGUAUGUCAGUGUUCAUAAGGUUGGUACCAAAUGUUUAAAAUCACAUUUUUCAGGAACAAAAUAAUACAUUUUAUUUUACGUCUUAGAUGUAAAUAGAAUAUACAAAAUGAACAGACUGCAAAUCAUAGUUCUGUGUUUUGAAGAAAACACUGUUUUCCAGUCAAAUAACAGGGAAACUGCUGGUCAGCAUCUUCUACAUGAUCAUGCAGAUAUUUUAUACAAGCAACAUUCCCUGUCUCUGUGAUUGCUUAAAGCAGCAGGAUGCCUGCUGUGCCUCUUAAUUGCUUUCCUAGUAUUAACAAUUCAUUUACUGGCUGUUCAAUGCCAUCCCUUUUGGAUAGGAAAGAACUACAGGAAAAAUUCCUUUGGGACAACAAUAAUACUCAAUAUGUAAUUGAAGGGAUUUUUUCCCUUCCUUUCCCCUCCAUUAGAUUUUAAGUUUUAAUUUAGUACUUGUUUAUGAUGUACAUAAUAUAUGCGGAAGUAGACAGCCAUAAAUAUUAAUGUGAAUAUAUGUUUAUACUUGUAGUAUUAAGGGUAUUUAUACAAACCUAAUACAGCCUCAAAUUAUUCAUUAUUUUUCUAUGUACAGCUAUUUCCAUGUUGGUUUCACUCCUGCAAUUUGAAAGUGUAUCCAGAAUUGUCUGUAGUAGAAUGUUUUAGCCUGGGCUAUAUACAUUUCCAGUUAUUGUGUAAUUUAUUUAUACUGUACCUUACCGUUCUUGUAUCCUGAUACAAAAUGGAAGAUGUAGAAGCCUGAAUUUGCUGUGUAAUAUCUGUGACAGCACAUUUUCCAGUCUACCUUUUUUUAGUGCAGCCAAGAGUGGAAACCAUUCCUCCAGAAAAAAACGAUUGCAUCAACUGGAUCACCUUUGGACUGGUGCUAAAAAAUGGUGCUAAAGCAACAAAGUAAUCUUUCUGGCAUGAGAAAUAGUUCAGAUAGGUUUAUAUAGCUGCAUGUGCUUAUCUUAAUCUGAAUUGUCUUAUAAAAAAGUGCACAUAGUAUUAGUCGAUUGGGCGCCUAUUCUUAUUCUGUAAACUGGUCAUUUGCUUGAAGAAAAACAAACCUAAACCAGUAUUUUUAUAUACGUUAAACCAAAAGGAGCAACUGUAAUUUGUAAGGCUGUAAACAUAAUUUGCUGAAGAAGCUUAUUAAUGUUUUAAAGACAUUAUGAUACAGUUUUGCUAAACAGAUGUAAUAGCAAAUACCAAGUUGACAAGAUUUUGGGGAGUAGUUUUCGAGCACAUAUAAAACAUACACAUUGAUGUUCCUUCUAUAUAACAGCAUAGUUGUUAUUGAGGUUAAUACUGAAAAUGUGUGAAUGUCAGGGCAAGCAGAUUUCUGACUACCUAUAACCUUAAAAGGCAAUAUCCUAUUCCUCCUGCAAAACAGAAUGGAUAGUGAAAAAUAAAUGUAUACUGUACUAUAAUGGAUGUUUGAUACUUACUGGAAAGAUGUGAUACUUUUGUGAGAAAACAAACAUUGCAGGAAUGACCUAAAUAUUCUAUGGAAUAUGCAAUUUUGAAUUACUGUUACUUUUUAAAAAUACUGUUAUACUUCCCCACACCCACAGAGGAUCUUUGCCAUUGGCUUGAAAUGAAAUAGCAGUAUAUUGUCCAUUUUCAAAUUAGCUGCCUGAAAGAGGAGGAAAGGUCUUAAUCAAGGAACAAACUAGUUAAAAGUGUUAAUGUUUAUGUUGAAUACAUGUUUUUGAGAGCCUCAGAUAAAAAAUAUUUAUCAAUUAUAUCUGUGGAAACAAAAAUAUAAAUGUCAUGGAUUUCUGUGAAAUACUUUACAUUUUAGGAGACUUUUACUAAUAUUUAUGUCUUAGUGGAACAAAGAAAAGAUUUCAAAGCCUGUGUGCAAGUUCAUCUAAAUACACUGUAUGGAGAGAACUUGGUGGUAAACAUCUGUUUGCAAGAAAACCCUUCAAUACUUGACAUUUUGAAAUAAAAAAUGGUGUUCUACCA